Molecule: messenger RNA, 1872 nt
Organism: Alosa alosa (allis shad)
Lineage: Eukaryota; Metazoa; Chordata; Actinopteri; Clupeiformes; Clupeidae
Gene: htra3b
Product: HtrA serine peptidase 3b
Exons: 9
Coding region: 360-1763 (467 amino acids)
Biological process (GO): proteolysis
Cellular component (GO): extracellular region
Molecular function (GO): protein binding; serine-type endopeptidase activity
Source: RefSeq, a predicted model, not a curated record
ACUGGCAGAGACUGGUUUAAAAGCAGCCUCUUUGAGUGCAUGCAGCUCAUCCAGUUAACCGUCAUGCAAUGCUUGCCGAAGUCUGCACUUUUACGGAGUAUGUAAUUUGCUGCGCGUAAGACAACUGAAACUCAACUUUUUUUUCUAAACGAUGAUAUGGUUGUUUUGUUUUUGUACUUCAGGAAAGGCUGUUUUAUUUGAAUGGAGGUCUCCCAACUAUUUAUGCCUGGCUUUUUAAGCAAGGACACAAUACGUACAACUGUGGUCUCGUGGAGAUGAAAAUGGACUCUUGCUAAUUCUAUAAACGCGACUCUCUUUUUUCCCCUUUUUCAUAGAACAGUUUAACAUAAUAUCCAAAGAUGCAGGUGUUUGUGUUUGCUACAGUUUUACUUUACAUCAGGGAUUUCGUUGGAGCAGAGCCUAAAACGAAGUGUCCAUCGCGGUGCGAUGUAAGCACUUGUCCGAGCCCAAGCUGUCCGAGUGGGUACGUCCCAGACCGUUGCAACUGUUGCCUGGUUUGCGCACAGGGCGAAGGGGAUCCAUGCGGACGCAAAGACGACCUGCCCUGUGGAGAUGGUUUGGAGUGCAAGCAUCCUGCUGGAAAGCGCCUCUCUAAAGGCGUAUGUCAGUGCCGAUUCACAAGCAAGGUAUGCGGCAGCGAUGGGAAGACGUACGGGAACGUGUGCCAGCUCAAGGCGGUGAGCCGUAAAGCUCUGCAACAGGGACUCCCCGGCAUUACUCAAGUGCACAAAGGCCCCUGUGAAACAGACCUAGGUCCAAUACAUCCCAACAGUCCGCGAUACAAGUUUAACUUCAUCGCUGAUGUGGUGGAGAAGAUCGCUCCGGCUGUGGUUCACAUUGAGCUCUUUCUUAGACAUCCUCUGUUUGGCCGCACGGUUCCCCUGUCGAGUGGCUCGGGCUUCAUCAUGCUGGAGACGGGCCUGAUCAUCACCAACGCUCACGUGGUCUCCAGCACCACGCCCGUGUCCGGCCGCCAGGAGCUUAAGGUCCAGAUGCACGACGGCGGGGUCUAUGAGGCCACCAUCAAAGACAUCGACAAGAAGUCCGACAUCGCCACCAUCAAGAUCAACCCCCAGAAAAAGGUGCCAGUCCUGGCUUUAGGUAAAUCUACAGACUUGCGCCCUGGCGAGUUUGUUGUUGCCAUCGGCAGCCCCUUCGCCUUGCAGAACACCGUUACCACGGGGAUCGUCAGCACAGCACAGAGAGAUGGCAAGGAGCUGGGCAUCCGUGACUCCGACAUGGACUACAUCCAAACAGAUGCCAUCAUCAACUAUGGGAAUUCCGGUGGACCUCUAGUAAAUUUGGAUGGAGAAGUGAUUGGGAUUAAUACCUUGAAAGUUGCUGCCGGUAUCUCCUUUGCCAUUCCUUCAGAUAGGAUAACACGCUUCCUCAAUGAAUCUCAUGGAAAACAAAGCAAAGAAAUCCGAAGCGUGAAGAAGCGUUUCAUUGGAAUACGCAUGCUGACCAUCACACCAGCCCUGGUGGAGGAGCUGCAGCAACAGAACCCAGACUUCCCAGAAGUCAGCAGUGGGAUCUAUGUCCAUGAGGUGGUCCCCAACUCCCCUGCUCAGAAGGGGGGCAUCAGAGACGGCGACAUCAUCGUGAAGCUGAACGGCAUGCCCCUCAUGACGACCUCUGACCUCAAAGAGGCGUUGACGGAAGAGACGGCCCUGCUGCUGGAGGUGCGCCGUGGAAACGACGACUUGCUCUUUAACAUCCAGCCUGAUGUCAUCAUGCACUGAGCGACUGAUCAGACACAAAGGAGGAGCUUGCACAACAGUCGCCACCGAACUCAGACUCUGAGGAGAGGGGAUGUGGAGUUGUUUUGACAGCAAAGGGGAAGAGGCCAUA